This is a messenger RNA of Amphibalanus amphitrite, 993 nucleotides long. RefSeq lists its product as uncharacterized. The record is from RefSeq and is a predicted model, not a curated record. The coding region runs from base 396 to 770 and encodes 124 amino acids. Lineage: Eukaryota; Metazoa; Arthropoda; Thecostraca; Balanomorpha; Balanidae. The transcript is spliced from 2 exons.
UGGGUAGACGUGCCGGGAGGGCAGUCGUCGCCGUGCCAGCCGCCGGCAGCCCAGCCAAGGCCACGGGAUCACGGCGCCGCCACGCCGCCGGCUGGAACCACCGGACGUUACCCCGGGAUCGUGCCGAACCCCGGCCCCACAUCUGUGGCCCACCGGCCGCGGCGUGGGCGUCCCGGGAACCCGCUGACGUCUGCCGGCGGCCGCGGCCUCGCCCGAGCACCUAUCUACACCGCUACCGUAUCGAUUUUAUGGCGCCGGUAUUCUCUGACGGCGCUGCACAGGUUUACCGAGCGCCAGUGACGACUGGCAGACGGCAGUAGCGAGCCGCGGACGGCCGCGCCGAGCGGUCACAGCGGCCCGCGUCUGCUGACCGGGGCCACGCGCCGGCCGUCGCCAUGACAACCAACAGCGUGCCGCCGGUCUGGGCGCGGUGGUUCGGGGACGCUGACAACUGCUGCAUCCUGGGCCUGCUGUUCUGCGUGUUCAGCGCCCUGCUGGCCGCCGGCGGCACGCUCACCUACUUCGGCUUCUUCUCGGAGCAGUCGGUGACGUCGGCCGAGCCGCACCACCUGUCGGCGGCGCUGGCGGCGCUGGGCCCGCUGCUGCUGGCCGCCGCCCUGCUGCUGCUGGUCGCCGCCGGCCGGCUGUACCGCGCCGGCGGCUGCAGCGGCCAGCCCGAGUGGCUGCAGCGCCACCGACCCUACUCCACCAUGGAGAGCGGCAGCCGCGACGGCAGCGUCAACCCCGGCUUCGAGAGCGCCGAGGGGUAGACGGACAUCGAAUUGUUAUGGAAGUGUACUCUUGAUUCGUCUCGAUUGGAGUGUUAAGGUUACGCGCAUCCUUUAUAUCUAUUAUGUUAUGUCUGUUUCACUGUAUGCGAUGAAAUACUAAGUGCCUCCUUAUAUUGUGCUAGAGGGACUCAUGACAGACAAACCCAAGUCAGUCGGGCUGGCGGUACCAGACUGUGCUGAAAACAUGCCGCUCGAGAGGAAA